Oryzias latipes (Japanese medaka) is the source of this 1691-nucleotide messenger RNA. Its product is annotated as platelet-derived growth factor receptor-like protein. The record is from RefSeq and is a predicted model, not a curated record. NCBI's taxonomy places the organism in Eukaryota, Metazoa, Chordata, Actinopteri, Beloniformes, Adrianichthyidae.
AGUACCAAAUGCUUUUCUUGACAUGCCACAGGCUUUGAGAGAGCCAGACUCAUGCUGCCACGGCACGCUUCCACUCCAGGAGCAAAGCAAACAGUUUAAUGCGAUUCCAGUUGGAGGGGCCUCAGUCUCUGGGUCCUCAUUGGUCUGAUCAAGCUUGAAAGCAUCUAUUGAGCCACUCCAGUGGAAUUUGAGGUCCUAAUGCGACUCUCAGAAGAAGGAAUUUGUGUGUUUCUGUGAAGUGUGCUCUGGGUUGAACUGCAGGCACAAGAAAAUCCACUCUCUGCUUUGAUAAUCCAGAGAUCAGUCAUGCCUUUGGAGAACAUACCAGGGUUGAGGUGGAGGCUGGUGCUAAUCUCUGUCCUUGUUUGUGGUCUAAUCUUUGAAUUAGUGAAAGCUGCCCAAGAACAGAGGGCCUCUGUGGGGAGGACAGUAAAGCAGAGCAAACCCAAACCUGGAAGAUCAACAAAUAAAGCUGCAGCCGCCAAAAGCAACACAAAAGCUAAACCCGCAGCUACGGCACAAACCUCACUCACGCAGGUGCUGAGCAGAGGUAAAUUCAGGAAGGUUGGAGAAACCAUAACUGUCCAGGCUGGAAGCGUUUUGGAGCUAAGGUGCAGGGGCAAACCUGUACAGUGGGGGGUCCCUCCUUACUUGGAGGAGGAUGACGAUGGAAGACUUAAGAUUGUCCAACACGAGCGCUAUGGGGUCCUGAUGCUAAUCAACAGCACAGGUGCAGACACAGGAGAAUACACCUGCUAUCCCAUGUACUGCAAGAACACAGACUGCAGGAGGGACUACAACAAGGCAGUCAAGGUCUUUGUUUUCUUUCAGGAUCCACAAGAGCUAUUUGUGCCAACAAGUGAUUACUAUGAGGUGAUCCAAAUGAGAACCAACUGGCCGACAGUCCUGCCCUGUCAGGUCACAUCACCUGAGGCGAAAGUGACUCUCCAGCGGGAGUUCCCGCCUGUUGAAGUCACUGUGGACGGGAGUGAGAUCUCCUUUGAUGUCAAGAAGGGUUUCACCAUCCAUCGGCCCCAGCCUCAUCAUGCAGGAGAAUUGUUCUGUGUGGCCAGUUUGGGCAGCCUGAGGCAGAGCUCUACUAAGUACAUGCUCAUCUAUGUUAACUAUCCUCUGGCUCCACCUGCUCCAGUCAUUCAGGCAUCAUCCACCUCUUUGUCUGUUGGUGGAAACCUCCAGAUCAGUUGCACUGUGAUUGGAGAACAGGAUGUGGUGGUAGAGUUCAACUGGGAAUAUCCGGGACAGCAGAUUGGGAGGCCUCUCUACACACAGGAGAGUGUCACUGCAGUCAGCCAAGGAUCUGCCCAGCAGCAGCAAUCUCAAUCGGUUCUCCUGGUGGAUGAAGUGAGAGAUGUGGAUCAAGGAACAUACACCUGCACUGCUGGGAACCUGCAAGGAACCAAAUCUGCAUCCACAACUGUUAAAGUUGUUACUAAAGACAAAACCAAUAGAUCUUGAGUGACACACAGCUGGAUUGUCACAUUAUCUUCUCCAGACAUUUGAUAUCCAUAAAUGACAAAUACUUUUAAUACGUAGGAUAAAAAUUCCUCCUUACUCUACUUCUUUGUGUGAAAAAUUUAAGAAGUGAAAGUGUAGCAUUAAAGUGAUGACAACAUACUGUGGGUUGUUCAUGCAAAAGUAUUUGCUUCUUUAAUUAAAUGGUUUGUACCUUC